Molecule: messenger RNA, 978 nt
Organism: Eleginops maclovinus (Patagonian blennie)
Lineage: Eukaryota; Metazoa; Chordata; Actinopteri; Perciformes; Eleginopidae
Product: C-C chemokine receptor type 6-like
Exons: 2
Coding region: 1-978 (325 amino acids)
Biological process (GO): immune response; calcium-mediated signaling; cell chemotaxis
Cellular component (GO): external side of plasma membrane; membrane
Molecular function (GO): C-C chemokine receptor activity; C-C chemokine binding
Source: RefSeq, a predicted model, not a curated record
AUGGAAUAUUGGACACAAGACUACGAUAACUUCAGUCUAGGCCCCAAGGAAUUUGUGCCCUGCAACCUCGACCCUAACCCUGUUGAAGUCCUCACCCAGACGUACAUCCACUCCAUCAUCUGUGCGUUCGGUCUGAUCGGCAACACCCUGGUAAUCGGCACCUACAUAUUCUACAAGAGAGCCAAAACGAUGACAGACGUCUACCUCUUCAACGUGGCCGUGGCAGACCUGAUCUUCGUGUUGUCUCUGCCGCUCAUCAUAUACAACGAGCACAACGGCUGGGCGAUGGGCCGCGUGGCCUGCAAGAUGCUGAGGUCAGCCUACAGCAUCAACCUCUACAGCGGCAUGUUUCUGCUGGCGUGUAUAAGUGCAGACCGCUACGUGGCUAUAGUUCAGGCUAGAAGGUCCUUUGGUGCUCGUUCAUGCGCUCUGCUCUACAGUCGCCUCAUCUGCUCAGCUGUGUGGGUGUUAGCCGUGGCUCUAACUCUGCCCACACUCAUCUACACCGAGCGCGAUGAAGAGCCCAAUCAUGGACAGGAUGAACCGGUUUCUGUGACGUGUCAACUGUUUUUCAGCAAGAAUGAAACGGCAAAGCUGAUUAAGGUGGUGGUUCCCAGCCUUCAGAUGGCCAUCGGCUUCCUGCUGCCUCUGCUGGUGAUGGUGUUCUGCUACUCCUGCAUCGUGUGCACCUUGCUGAGGGCACAGAGCAGCCAGAGGCACAAGGCUGUGCGUGUGGUUUUGGCGGUUGUUGCGGUUUUCAUCAUUUGCCACCUUCCCUACAAUGUGGCUCUGCUGAAACACACCCUGUCUCUUUUUAAGCAGAGGAGUUGUGACUUAGAGAAGAUUAAACUCCAAGUUCUGGCCAUUUCCAGGAGCGUAGCAUACCUCCACUGCUGCCUCAACCCCAUCCUGUAUGCCAGCGGAAUGAGGGUCAGAGCGCUGGAGAGGGCUGCGCUCAACACAUGCUCUGCUCGAUGA